GAGCAAAGAAACCCAAGCCCGGCAGCACCCAUCCCUUUGAGAAACCAGUGAGAAAGCUUGAUUUUUGCCCUUCUUUUCUUGUUCAAGAACAAGAUUUAAGCUUGGAAAUCUUCCCCCCCCCCCCCUUCUGCAAAAUUUCAGAUCUGCUCUGCUCUUCCUCCCUUGUCCAUCGGUGCUACUAGGCACAAAUUUCUAGGCUUUUUCUGCCCCGUGAGCUUCCCCUCCAACUCCCGCAGACUACCAAGCUCGCCAGACCCGGUUUGCUGGCCGAAAAUUUGGAAUUUUUCCUUCCAUGCCGCCGGCCUGCCCCCCAAAUUGCAGCUCCGGUUUUUGCUGCUAAAUUCUGGUGUUGUUAUGGUUUAGAGCACUUGGAUUGAGUCUUCGGUUUUAUGCGAGUGAGGAUCCAGUCAAAUACCCAGAUGAUAUGAGUCAAAGUUUCAAGAGUUUUCUGAAAGGAUUGCUCAAUAAGGUUCUUGAUUAUUUUGUCACCCUAGCACUUGGAGUUGAGUUUUUUGCGUUAUGCGAUUGAGGAAGUGAGACUCGAACCACGGUUAAUUAGGGGGAGUGACGAGCUAGAAGGCUAGUUAGUAAUUUGGACUUUGGCCAUUAGCCACACAUGCUUGACAUAAAUGUGAAAUGAUAAAUCAUUUUUUUUUUUUGUAUACUGAGUUUCGCUUGGUUAUAGCCAUGACUGUCUUAUAAACUUUUGUACAUCUUUUACUAGUAAAUUUUUGGUAAUUAUGAACACAAUAGAUUCCAAGCCUUGUGCAUUUGUGGGACUCGUUUAUGAGUGCACGGCGUCUGUUUCGCUCUUGGUUUUGGGGCAUGACAGAUUUUUAUGGUAUCAGAGCCUAGGUUUAAAUUAAAUACCUAGGAUUUGUUUCAAACUUGGCUAGCCAAUGAAUUAUAGGAACAUGGUUUUGGUCCUAGAAGUGGAAACUUGUUGGGAAACUCUAAUUUAGGGCACUUGAUUAAUAGUUUAUGAAUCUUCUAUUUGGUUAUAGAUGGCUCCAAAGCGACAUGGGCGCUCGAGGGGUGGCCAUAAGGAUUAGGGCACUCCUCCAAUCCCAACUAUUAGCCCCUCUAUCAAAGUUGCUCCUCAAGAGAGAAGGACGAGUAACCCUCAAAUGGCCACUUUUGUUCAGGAAUUUAUGGUGGAGAUGAGACGCUAAGCAUCUUCUGCCACGAGUGUGCCACCUCCAUCCCUAGUGGUUUCCACUCCUACGGCCCCUGUUCCUAUUUCUCCUGCUCUUAUAUCUUAUGCUCUUGUUGUGCCUAGCUGGAAGGUCUAUACAGAAUUCCAGAAGGUGGUGACCAAGAAAUUUGAUGGUACCGGGGGUUUUAAGCAGGUGGGGUCAUGGAUUACCGAGGUGGAGAGGGGAUUUCACCUACUGAAGAUUUCUGAUGACCUUAAGGUCGAUGUGGGCAGUUAUAUGCUUACGGGUGAAGCAUUGACUUGGUGGGAGAGUUACUUGAAGCUACACCAAGGAGAGCCUGAAUUGAGCACCUGGGAUGGUUUUAAAAAGAUGUUCAUGCAAGAAUACAUACCCGAUAGCAAAAGGUGUGAGCUGCAAAGGGAAUUUGUAGAUCUUAAGCAAGGGUCACGUACUGUUGAGCAGUACAAGAAGUUUGACUGCUAUCUGCCUUUUGUGGGUAGUCAAGUCGGGGAUGAGCAAGGCAAAGCUGAUAGAUUUUUAUGGGGCUUGAAUCUUAACAUUUAUCUGCCGGUGAAUCAAUUCAAACCCGCCACUUAUAGAGGGGUGGCGGACAGAGCCAUAGAUUAGGAGAAGGCUAUGGCUAGAGUCAAGACACCAGAUCCGCAAAAAGUUGGGUCAUCCCUUGGGAAGAGAAAGUUUGAUGGGAGCCGUAAACCCUUUAUCUCUGUACUGCCUAAGUUUGAUACUAGCAAGGGUUCUAAAAAGCUAAGGGUUGCCAAGACUGUGGGUCAGGCAUCAGCAGCCAGUGUACUCAUCCUGCUCCACCUAUUUGCCACACUUGUGGAAAAGUUGGGCACAUUCGUGACCAGUGUCACAUUACUACUGGGGCUUGCGUUAGAUGUGGUAAGCAGGGACAUCGAGUUGCUAAUUGCCCGCAAUCGAACCCCAGAGCUCAGAGUACUCAAUCUACAUCUCAGCAGGGUUCUACUAAUCAAGGGGCACAAAAAUAGAAUGUCGGGGUUAGGACAAGAGCUCAGCAGGCGAAAGUGCACGUGAUGACUCAUAAGGAAGCUGCGGCUACCGAUGUAAUCACGAGUACUCUACUUGUCAAUUCUGAUUAUGCACAUGUUUUAUUUGAUUCAGGUGCAUCACACUCUUUUAUAGCUCGAUCUUAUGCUUUGAAACGAGCCUUACCUAUUGAUACCUCUGAUUUUGAACAGCAUAUGGACACCUCUUUAGGAGGGGUGAUGACUACUAGAGAUGUGUGUAGGACUGUAGAUAUUUAUGUUGAUGGUAGACAAUUAAGUGCUAGCCUGUUUGUUUUAGAUAUCUCUGAUUUUGACAUCAUUUUGGGGAUGAAUUGGCUAUCAAAAUACUUUGCCUCUAUAAAUUACAACUGUAAAU
Molecule: messenger RNA, 2561 nt
Organism: Rubroshorea leprosula
Lineage: Eukaryota; Viridiplantae; Streptophyta; Magnoliopsida; Malvales; Dipterocarpaceae
Source: the annotation of a GenBank genome assembly